Molecule: messenger RNA, 357 nt
Organism: Racocetra persica
Lineage: Eukaryota; Fungi; Glomeromycota; Glomeromycetes; Diversisporales; Gigasporaceae
Source: the annotation of a GenBank genome assembly
AAUUCCGUUGAACUAGCCGCGGAAAAUGCUGCUAAAGUAAGUAAUAUCUCCACUCCUGCGGAUGAUCCACAACUAAUAAAAAAAGUCUCUAAACCAAAAGUUCUUGUCGAAGAAGAAGGCAUGGUUAAGUUUAAGAUUUACAGGUCUUAUUUCCGCGCAAAUGGAACUAUACUUUAUUGGUUAUUUUUUGUCGGAGUAUUUAUUGCAACUAGAGUAAUGGAAAUAAUGGAAAAUUGGUGGCUUCAAGUUUGGUCAAAUUCUAGCAACGAGACAACAUCAUCACUUUUCAAUUUUGUUCGACAAGAUAAUUUAGUUAUGAUAGAUGGAAUAUUUGACGAUAUUUAUAAGCCACAUAGC